CACGUUUUAAUAUUUAUCCAUUUGAAAACGUAAGAAAUUAAACGAAUCAAAGCGAUGCUAAAUUUUAGCACCACUGACAGUUACAACAACAGCAAGAGGUAAAGAACAGCUUAUGGGCGGUCUUUGGAAAAACAAAGGGUUGUGGACAAUAAUGAAAAGAGCAUAGGGAAUUAAAACAAGCAUCUUCUGAUAAUAAGAAAUAAAAUGUGUUUAUUUUAUGGUCUUGAUAAAGUGCACGUGGAGAAUUCCCCCUCUUGCUAGCAGCCACUCGCUUUAGAGCAACAGAUGCAUCAAUUAGAUGUUAUUAAUAUUACUUCCAGUGUAGGAAUCAGUCACUGUACAGUAAAAAUGUAAUAUUUACCAUCUACUCUGGAAGGAGAGAUGUAAAGAACGACUUGAGAAAGUUUUACAGUUCAGGAGAAUGGAAAAUCAUCUGCAGCAGUGUCUCCCCAGACAAUGAUGACUCAGAUUUUCACCAAUCAAACUGGAUCAAAAUGAAAACAAAACUGAAUUAUAAAUUGUCAGGGUAUUGGUUAUAAUUGUUAAUAACAACUGGCUGUUUGAAGUUCUGAUGCCACGUACUUUAUUAAGAAUAAAUAUUUCUGUAAAGCAGCAAUAGGGAACCAUGUCUGCAUUGUGCACGCAGAGCAACACAGUACAAGCUGCUGUGCUAUAAAAAGUCAUCUCCUUCUGGGGCAGAAAAAGUCCUUCAAGAGACUUUAAUCUGCUUCUCGCCUUGUUGCAUAAUGCACUAAUUUAAUUUAGUUUAAUUAUUUUUAAAGGGGUAAAGGAUUUUGGACAAAGAAGCUAAUUUCUAAUCCAUAUUCAGUGCUCAAGAUGAGCCUGUGUUACUUCCUCCUCUUUGAAAUCAAUUUGCGAUGAAAAUAUCGAUUCAAAUCCCUAGUUUUCAGUUCAGAUUAAGAGAAGACCCUUUAAAGAAUAAUAAUUAAUUACUUUAGAGAUUUAGUUGCCCACGACGCAGAUUUUAUUUGGAAGGAAAAACAAAAGUUUCUGUCUCCCGAGGUCUGUCCAGGUCCAGGACUCAGGGUUUAUCGGCUCUUUUUUAACUCACCCUUUGCCUCUUCGAAGGGAAACUUUGCCCAGGGGAACAACAGUCUCUCUCUUCCACGCCGCUGCGAGCUGGGGCGAUUCGGUGGCAGAAAUUCUCGAAAAAACACGCUUUUUUGACUCCUAAGAAACACAAAGUGAGCGGGGAGAAGGGACCUUUCUGCCGUGCAGCGGGGCGGGCUCUGCAACGCACCAAUCACCGCGCGGCUCCUCUCUAUAAAUACGAGGCCACCGACUUGCUCCAGGCCCAGUGGUUUCCCCUGAUUCGUGGACGACGGCUGCCACCAUGUCGGAGACCGCGCCUGUUGCCGCUCCCGCUGUCUCCGCUCCCGCGGCGAAAGCCACCGGCAAGAAGCCGAAGAAGGCGGCGGGCGGCUCCAGGGCGCGCAGGCCCGCGGGCCCCAGCGUCACCGAGCUGAUCACCAAGGCCGUGGCCGCCUCCAAGGAGCGCAAGGGGCUCUCCCUCGCCGCGCUCAAGAAGGCGCUGGCCGCCGGCGGCUACGACGUGGAGAAGAACAACAGCCGCAUCAAGCUGGGGCUCAAGAGCCUCGUCGGCAAGGGCACCCUGGUGCAGACCAAGGGCACCGGCGCCUCCGGGUCUUUCAAGCUGAACAAGAAGCCGGGCGAAACCAAAGAGAGGACAACUAAGAAGAAGCCAGCGGCCAAGCCCAAGAAGCCGGCGGCCAAGAAGCCCGCCAGCGCUGCCAAAAAGCCUAAGAAGGCGGCGGCAGUCAAGAAGAGCCCUAAGAAAGCCAAGAAGCCGGCAGCUGCUGCCACUAAGAAGGCUGCCAAGAGCCCCAAGAAGGCCGCCAAGGCUGGCCGCCCCAAGAAGGCGGCGAAGAGCCCGGCCAAGGCGAAGGCGGUGAAGCCCAAAGCUGCCAAGCCCAAGGCAGCCAAGCCUAAGGCAGCCAAAGCUAAGAAGGCAGCGCCCAAAAAGAAGUAAAACGACUGAGAAGAAAUUAGUCUACUCAUUUAAAUAAACCCAAAGGCUCUUUUAAGAGCCACCCA
Molecule: messenger RNA, 2076 nt
Organism: Cygnus olor (mute swan)
Lineage: Eukaryota; Metazoa; Chordata; Aves; Anseriformes; Anatidae
Product: histone H1
Exons: 1
Coding region: 1355-2011 (218 amino acids)
Biological process (GO): nucleosome assembly
Cellular component (GO): nucleosome
Molecular function (GO): structural constituent of chromatin; DNA binding
Source: RefSeq, a predicted model, not a curated record